Molecule: messenger RNA, 2317 nt
Organism: Gigantopelta aegis
Lineage: Eukaryota; Metazoa; Mollusca; Gastropoda; Neomphalida; Peltospiridae
Product: baculoviral IAP repeat-containing protein 2-like
Exons: 3
Coding region: 1096-2049 (317 amino acids)
Biological process (GO): regulation of cell cycle
Cellular component (GO): spindle microtubule; cytoplasm; nucleus
Source: RefSeq, a predicted model, not a curated record
UGUAUCUAUAUUAAUGUAAGCAACAUUCAGUUGCUGACUAUCCCUAAAUAGUUAAAUUUUGGAUAAACUGGAGGUUGUUUGUGAAAAAAUGUACUGGACUCAGCUCUUGGGUGAAUGUCAGACUGGACCAGCCGAUAGAGUUGAGAUUGCGGUUGAGAACGUCAAGGGUACCUUUUCACGUACAUAAGAGAAACCUAAACCAUUUCGAAACAGACUGAUUAAGAAUUUGGCCUACGAUUACGUUGUUAAGAUCGCUGACCAUCAGAUUUUCAGAACAUUCUGUCCUAGAAACCAGUCAGCUGUAUAUUGGAGGAAGACGUACAUUCAUCGAUCACAAAACAACAAACAGAACAUUCUGUCCUAGAAACCAGUCAGCUGUAUAUUGGAGGGAGACCUACAUUCAUCGAUCACAAAACAACAAACAGAACAUUCUGUCCUAGAAACCAGUCAGCUGUAUAUUAGAGGGAGACCUACAUUCAUCGAUCACAAAACAACAAACAGAACAUUCUGUCCUAGAAACCAGUCAACUGUAUAUUGGAGGGAGACCUACAUUCAUCGAUCACAAAACAACAAACAGAACAUUCUGUCCUAGAAACCAGUCAGCUGUAUAUUGGAGGAAGACCUACAUUCAUCGAUCACAAAACAACAAAUAAAAGCUGUUAUAGAAAGUGAUUCAAGAUUGUCUUACGCCAUUUGACUGUAACGUCCAAGAUAUUAGGUGUUUCCUCCUUUGUUUUAACAACCACGCUGCCGCCAGUACUCGAUUCCACAUCCGUAUCUUCGGGAAUUUCACAGUCAGGACCAAAGAUCCGGUCAGAGUGUUGGACGUCGUAAAACUUGUUUUAUAUUAGGUACAAAAAGCAACCAUUUUCGAUUAAAAAAAUACAUAUUACUGAUGAAAGAACACAAUUAUUGAGACUGAAUGCAAAGCGGAAUUGAAUAUAUAUAUAAAGUUUAUUUACAGUUCACUGUUAAACUUAACUAAAAAAACCCCAACAACCCCCCCCCCCCCCAGUAAUGAGUUUAUCUAAACUUUUAAUGCAAUCGCAACUGAGGUAAGGGGAGACAACUCAGACCAGACGAAGUGGGGCUGCUAUGGACAGCGAUGUGGAAGUUGAUGGCGGGGUCUGUUUGACCGAGAGGUCUAAUCAGAUAGGCACGUGCAGGCAUAAACCAAAAUGGCCUCAAUACAAGGACUACGUGUCAAGGAUGGAUUCCUUCGUGGACUGGCCUCGUAAAUAUGUCACACAGACGCCCCACAGCUUGGCAUCAAGUGGUUUAUUUUACAUUGGGUCCGCAGAUCGUGUAACGUGUUUUGACUGUGGCAUCACAAUCAGGAACUGGGAACCAGAGCAAGAUCCAUAUGUUGAACAUUUGAGACUCUCCCCCGACUGUAGAUAUGUUAGUUCUUUGAGCAGAAACGAUCCCAGUAACAGUGCCCAAGUAACAUCUUCUUCUUCGUCUACUACUACUUCUUCAAGUAACAACGAGUCGUCAGACCCUUCACACGGCACAACACAACCCACAGGAGCAUCAUGUACAACAGUGUUUGACCCCAACAACAAAACUGUACAGACAGUCAUAGAAAUGGGAUUUUCUGAAGAGCACGUGAAAACAGUGAUCAUUGCAAACAACAAGGACAGUGUUCUUGGUAUCGUAGAGGCAAUAAUGUUGCUGAACACGAAACAGAAAGACAACAUUUUCAAUGCAGAGAAAACAGAUUUACAAAAAAACGACGAAUCCAAAGUGUCAGGACAAACGUUUUACGACGUCCAACACUCUGACCGGAUCUUUGGUCCUGACAGUGAAAUUUCCGAAGAUACGGAUGUGGAAUCGAGUACUGGCGGCAGCGUGGUUGUUAAAACAAAGGAGGAAAACUCAAGGUUGAAGCUUCAGCGCAUGUGCAGACGGUGUAGAAGAGAAGAAGCAGUAAUGUUGUGUCUCCCCUGCGGUCACAUACCAAGUUGUCUAGCGUGCAUUGAGAAAACUAACACGUGUUUUGUGUGUGAUGCGAAAAUAGAAGGAACUGUGCGCACUUAUUUGUCGUAAAGAACGACAAUAUAAAGUAGAUCAUUAACAGUAUUUAUACAAAUUUAAUGCUAUAACUUAGAACCAAUCAGGACUGUAGCUGCUUUUACUCCGUAGGCAAUUUUACCCAAUUACCAUUAUCUCUUUGAAUCUAUAUUCUUUUUAACUUUGCUGUGAUUUUUUAAAAGUGGACAAAGACUUGUUUUAAGCCAUAUAUCUUAAUAACCUUUUACCUGUAAUUAACAGUACUUGCAAAAAUAACCAGUUUUAUAAAUUGCUACCAGGCAAA